Messenger RNA from Heteronotia binoei (common prickly gecko), 2001 nucleotides. It is a transcript of the gene PRR7, whose product is annotated as proline rich 7, synaptic. NCBI's taxonomy places the organism in Eukaryota, Metazoa, Chordata, Lepidosauria, Squamata, Gekkonidae. Bases 944 to 1663 code for a protein of 239 amino acids. The transcript is spliced from 3 exons. The record is from RefSeq and is a predicted model, not a curated record.
CGUGGAGGCCGUGGCGCCGGGCAAUGGGCAAGGCGAGCGCCGGCCAGCACGCCGCGCUGGGCGCUCCCUGAUCUCCACCAGAGCGCCCCGAGGCUGCGUCCCUGCCGUGCCCGACGGAAGGCUGGGGGAUGGCUCUGCCGACUCCCGAAGAUGGGGCUCCCACGGGCGAUCCCUGCUCUCAGCGCUGAAGGAGACGGGCAGGAGGAGGAGAGACCCGCUUGCAGCCUGCUCCUGUUAACGCGAGGAAGAGAAGGCGCCUCCGACCUGCCAGGGCUGCGCGCUCAGAGAGAGCAUUCCUGUCAGUACGGCUGCUGGUCCCCAAAUGCCCUGACCCAGCGAUGGGAAGAAGUUGGGCUGGGUGCUGGUGUUAUUGGUCGUGUCACCCCAAGUAUCCAAGAACUCUGCCCCUCCGAGAAGAGUGUGCAGGCCGCGCCCAACAGCCUUCCCAGCACCCUCCUAUCCACUGGGCACCUUUAGGGGCAAGAACUCCCCCCUCUCCGUGAAAGACCCAAGUUUGUUCCUGCAUUCCUCCAGUGAAGUGAUUCCAUGGCAACGGCUGCGGAGAGCGUGCAGGAGGCUGCGUGACUGGAAAGGGCUGAGCUGCUACAGCAUACGGGCCUCAGCUCAGUCCCACUGCUUUGAUUAGAAAAUGCCUGGGAUGGCACCUGGAUUGUAGUGUGGCUGAGAGCAGGUUCGGUGCCCUACCUAGAGAAGGGUGAGACGAUACAUUCCAGGAGAGCACAAGGGAGGUUCUGGAGCUCAACAACAUGGCUGGGCAGCAAGGGAAAUGGAGACAGACCCAUCUGCAGAACUGAGCCUUCCUUGCCUGGCGCAGAAGAUCUGAGAGGCUCCCCCACUCACCCGCCCCCCAUUCACCCAGCCGGAGCUGAAGAUCCUUGCUUCCACACUUCCAAGGGCCCUUCACUAUUUCAUAGACGUGAAGAUGGUGAUGUCCCACGGCACCUACACCUUCCUCACCUGCUUUGCUGGCUUCUGGCUGAUCUGGGGGCUCAUUGUGUUGCUGUGUUGCUUCUGCAGCUACCUGCGUCGGCGCAUGAAACGGCGGCAGGAGGAGCGGCUGCGGGAGCAGCACCUGCGCACCCUGGAGAUGGAGCCCCUGCACUAUGAGGGCUAUGGAGGCCCUGCCUAUGGGGGCCCUGCCUAUGGAGGUGGUUACAUGAGAAACCCACCGGGCAUUGCUGUGCCCCACCGAAUCCGCAUUGAACCGCAUCGCCCCCACCUCCCACCCCCAAGGCCUUGGAGCUGCAGGCAUGAGCCGGAUCCAUCCAAGCCCCCUUGCUAUGAGGAAGCAGUGCUGAUGGCUGAGCCCCCCCCACCUUACAGCGAAGUGCUGACGGACACCCGUGGCCUGUACCGCAAGAUCAAUGCUCCCUUCCUGAGCCAUGAGCAGCCGGAGAAGCAGGAGCAGCCACCCAGCUACAAGCCACUCUUCCUGGACCGGGGCUACGGUUCAGCCCUUCACCUGCCAAGCUCAGCCAGCCAGGGCCCCACCUGCACCAACAUCUACCUGGAGUCGGAGCAUUCACAGCGCAUCUUCCCCAGCUGGACAGAUUCAGAACUCAGCACCAGAGACAGCUAUGAGCCUGGACCCUGGCACCUGCCUGUCUCAAUGCCUUUGUUUGGCAGGACUACGGCAGUCUAAUAGGCCAGGUGUGCCACAAGCUGUGUGGGAUGGGGGCUGCUUGCACAGAAGCUGGAUCCUGGCAGCCCGUUCCCCUUGGGCUGUAGGAGCAACAUGCCCCUCCGCCCAAGCCUUCCAGCCAUGCCCAGGCCUUCACAGUUGCUAAUGACCUCCCAACUGGGGCGAGAUUGGGGCUGGUCUCCCCAUCUUGCCCACUCCCCUUUUUUUCUGGGCCCACUACAGGCUCUGUUGGUGCUGACUGCAAGGGGGCCUCUGACUUGGCCUAAACUUUGUUUCCUAUUUUUUGUUUGUUACACUUUGACAAUAAUAAAAGUUUGUGGAACCUGAUUUAUUACAAA